This is a messenger RNA of Acanthoscelides obtectus, 1748 nucleotides long. NCBI's taxonomy places the organism in Eukaryota, Metazoa, Arthropoda, Insecta, Coleoptera, Chrysomelidae. The record is from the annotation of a GenBank genome assembly.
CGUAUGUCUAAACACUAAAUCAAGUUUUAUAAAAAUAAGACAUUUUUACUGCACGUUCUAUGUUCUUCUCUGACUCAGUAUAUUUUUGUUGCAGUUCAAUUGUAUGGUAACAGACAUCCGACCUAUGGAAGACGACACCUGGCAAGUGACCUUCGUCCACAAACCUACAAAAGAAGAAGUCUCAGAGAUCUACGACGCUGUAAUGGUCUGCAAUGGACAUUACAACGAACCUGCAUUCGUAGACUUUGAAGGUCAAGACAACUUCAGAGGUACGAUAGAACACAGUCCAUACCUUCAGAUCACCAGAUCAGUAUGAAGGGAAGAGGGUUCUCAUAGUUGGAGCAGGACCUUCUGGACUUGACCUUACCCUCCAAAUAUCAAAGGUUGCCAAUUAUGUUGCUCUGAGCCACCACUCGAGUGAAAUAGCCAACACCCAAUACCCUGACAACGUGAUGAAGAAGCCUGACGUGAAACGCAUUGUAGAUGGUGAAACCGUUGAGUUCGUAGACGGUACUUGUUGUGGCUUCGACAUAAUAUUACUUUGUACGGGUUACAAGUACAGCUUUCCAUUCCUCCACGAGUCCUGCGGCAUCACCAACGAAGAAAACUACAUUUCACCGCUGUACAAACACUUAAUCCAUCUGGAGAGACCCACGAUGUGCUUCAUCGGAAUACCUUUCGAGGUUUGCGCUUUCCAGAUGUUUGACUUACAGGCGAGGUAUUUCUGCAGGUACCUGGAUGGUUCAAUGAAACUGCCAAGCACAGAAGAGAUGCGUAAGCAUACGGAAGACGAAAUAAAAUGGAGAGUCGAAAAGGGGUACUCGAAAAGGAGGUUCCAUAAAAUGGGUCCCUACCAAGAGGCAUACUACAAUGACCUGUCUACACAGGCAACCAUCACCCCCAUUGCCCCAGUGAUAGUUAAGCUAAGAGAGAAGAGUGGUAAAAGGCUGGCUAGCGAUUUUCUCAACUUCAGGAAUGAUCGCUAUACAAUUAUCGAUGACGAACAUUUCGUUAUGGAGAAAAUGUAUUAAUAUAUAGAUAUAUGCUGUUUACUAAUGUACAGAAUGUUAAAGUAAGAUCCCGGGCUGCCACACAUUAUCUAUUUGCGAUAAGACGGAACUUGGUCAGUAGCGUUUAUAUAUACUUUCAAGGCCUGCGCAUCUGCUAAACUUGAUAGUGGUACGACUUAAAGGUAUCAAGAUAAAGACGAAUAAGACUAACCUAAUUCUCAUUGCUGAGUUUCACAUACCAUAUACUUUGUAAAACAUUAUACAAAGUAUAUUACUACUACCUUAAGCACCCAAAAAAAAAUAAUAUAAUCAUACUUUUUUGCGCUUGAUUUUUAUAUCUUAUUUAGGGGACUAUUUUAAAACUGCAUUUACUCAGGCAGACAAAUUGUGUGCGCCCAAUGUGCCUAACAUCCCGGCAGAUACAAAAACCAUUCAUCAGUAUGUUUGCAUUUUGGAGUUAGUGAGGUCUCUCUAUGAAUAGGUUUGCUCCGCUUAAGGUUAGUAUCAGGUCCUAUAAUCUUCAUCCGCAUGACCUGCACUAUCAAAGUUAGCAGAUAUAUCGAAGUACAUAUACAAUAAAUGCUACUGAAUGGCCCAAGCUUUGUCUUUGAGUAUAUAAGUAAUUUCUGGCAGAUCUUGGAUCUUAUACGUUAUAUGUUUCAAGUUUUAUUUAUGAUUUUAUAUGCUUUAUACUAUGUAUACAUUUUUGUAACGUAUUAAUAAAUGCUUUUGCAUAAU